AUGCUCAUCAUUGGAGCAGUUGUAAACUUUAUUUCGGAUGUGAGCAUCUUGGUGCUGCCAAUAUGGAAGGUCUGGCAGCUGCAGCUCAGCACGGCGAAGAAAAUCGGUGUGACGAGCAUAUUCGCGACUGGGCUAUUCGCAUGCGUAGCCAGCAUUAUGCGGCUGGUAGCUACUACACGCUUCAUCGCUAACCAGAACGAUGUCACGCUGCUUGUCCCGGCCGCUCUGUGGGCUGAAGGGGAGAUCACUGGUGGUAUAAUCUGUGGUUGCCUGCCAUCAGUCCCCGCCAUUUUCCGUUCCUUUGUACCUAGAGUAAAGAGCUAUCUAGGCAGUCGACCUACGAAGAAGACUUUCUUGACAUCCGAGAGUAAAAAUGCUGUAGAUGAGAAUGAGUACCGGUACAAUCCCUAUGUUGAACUUGAGGAGAGAUCGACGAAUCAGUCUGUGAACGGAUUGGGUAACGGUGGCAGACACAAUCUAUGUCUGGCAUCUAAUGCCAACCCGGCGCAUGAUGGGGUUUAG
Messenger RNA from Didymosphaeria variabile, 522 nucleotides. RefSeq lists its product as uncharacterized. The coding region runs from base 1 to 522 and encodes 173 amino acids. The record is from RefSeq and is a predicted model, not a curated record. The transcript is spliced from 3 exons. NCBI's taxonomy places the organism in Eukaryota, Fungi, Ascomycota, Dothideomycetes, Pleosporales, Didymosphaeriaceae.